AUGGGGGACGCCAACGGCAGCAGUAUGCACGUCGUGCUGCUGCCAUGGCUGGCCUUCGGCCACAUCCUCCCCUUCACGGAGCUCGCCAAGCGCAUAGCUCGGCAGGGCCACCGGGUCACCCUCUUCUCCACGCCAAGAAACACCCGGCGGUUAAUCCGCAUCCCUCCAGAACUCGCGGGGCAAAUCCGCGUCGUGGACAUCGCCCUGCCCCGCUUGGAGCGCCUGCCGGAGGACGCCGAGGCGAGCAUAGACCUCCCAUCCGACGACCUCCGCCCGUACCUCCGCGUAGCAUACGACGCCGCCUUCUCCGACAAGCUCUCGGCUAUCCUGCAAGAGUCCGGACCGGAGCGGCCGGACUGGGUGGUCAUCGACUACGCCGCGUACUGGGCGCCCGCGACCGCGGCGAGGCACGGCGUGCCGUGCGCGUUCCUGAGCCUGUUCGGCGCCGCGGCGCUCAGUUUCUAUGGGCCCCCGGAGGGGCUCAUGGGACGCGGCAAGUACGCCAGGACGAAGCCGGAGGACCUCACCGUGGUGCCCGAUUACGUGCCGUUCCCGACCACUGUCGCGCACCGCGGCUUCGAGGCGCGCGAGCUGUUCAAGCCAGGCUUGGUCCCGGACGACUCCGGCGUGUCGGAGGGCCACCGGUUCGGCGUGUCCAUCGGAGAAAGCCAGGUCGUAGGCAUCCGGAGCAGAACUGAGCUUGAGUCGGAGUGGCUGCAGGUGCUUGACAAGCUCUACCAGAAGCCGGUGAUCCCGGUCGGCCUGUUCCCUCCGCCGCCCACACAAGACAUCGCUGGCCACGAGGCGUCUUUGCGGUGGCUGGACAGACAGGCUCGGGGCUCCGUCGUGUACGCGGCCUUCGGCAGCGAGGCCAAGCUGACGAGCGCGCAGCUCCAAACAAUCGCGCUAGGUCUGGAGGCUUCCGGCCUGCCGUUCAUCUGGGCGUUAAGGCCGCCAGCCGACGGCGACGCCGAACCCGGACAAGGCACAGGCGGGUUGCCGGAAGGCUUCGAGGAGCGUGUCAAUGGCCGGGGAUUGGUCUGCCGCGGCUGGGUGCCUCAACCCAGGCUGUUGGCCCAUGAAUCGGUUGGUGGGUUUCUGACCCAUGCCGGCUGGAACUCCAUCUCCGAAGGCCUCUCGCGGGGCGUCAGGAUGGUGCUGCUGCCGCUGAUGUUCGAUCAGGGCCUCAACGCCAGGCUUCUUGUGGAGAAGAAGAUCGGCAUUGAGGUGGAGAGGGACGAAGACGACGGCACGUUCGCGCCCAAAGACAUCGCGGAUGCUCUGAGGACGGCCAUGGUGGAGAACCAAGGCGGGACUAGGGUCAAGGAACUGGCCGAGCUUGAAGGGGCUGGCAAGAUGAUCAGUGUGGGGAAGGCGAAGCAGUACGCCAACGUCCUUGACAAGCCCCUCAGCCGUGGCAGGCAGGAGGUCAGUUUGAGUGCAUUUGCAUUCUUGUUCUCUGAGUUGGUUCAGUACAACCAGACUCAAGUUGACAAUAUUACUGAGCUGGAACGGAGGCUGGAGGAUGCUGGUUAUGCGGUUGGUGUAAGGGUGCUUGAACUACUCUGUCACAGGGAGAAGGGAAAUAGACGAGAGACACGACUUCUGGGUAUUUUAUCAUUCAUCCACAGUACUGUUUGGAAAGUGUUGUUUGGAAAGGUGGCUGACUCACUUGAGAAGGGAACAGAACAUGAUGAUGAAUACAUGAUCAGUGAAAAGGAGCUUCUUGUUAACCGUUUCAUUUCCGUGCCAAAAGACAUGGGAGCAUUCAACUGUGGAGCUUUUGUUGCGGGGAUUGUAAAGGGUGUAUUAGAUAAUGCUGGCUUUCCUGCCGUAGUUACUGCACAUUUUGUGCCAAUUGAAGGUCAGCAAAGGCCAAGGACGACAAUCCUGAUAAAGUUUGCUGAAGAGGUUUUACACAGAGAAGCAAGACUGGGCUGA
This is a messenger RNA of Miscanthus lutarioriparius, 1941 nucleotides long. The record is from the annotation of a GenBank genome assembly. Lineage: Eukaryota; Viridiplantae; Streptophyta; Magnoliopsida; Poales; Poaceae.